ACGUUAAAUAUUGGUCGAAGUGGUUCGAAGAUGCAAACAGUGUUAGUAUCCUGCAUUGGCAAGAAGAUUCCACGUUGGUUUUUGCCACAUUCUUCAAAAUCGCUACGAAUCCGACCAAUUUGGUCAUCCUCCAUUAAGAUGGCUGCGGAAGACUACACUUUUGGGCCAUACAAGAUACACCACACUGAAGUGUUCUACUCCACACAUCUCUCCUACGCCAUGGUCAACCUUCGUCCUCUCCUCCCUGGUCAUGUGCUUGUCUGCCCAAAGCGUGAAGUUAAGCGUUUUGUUGAUCUCACUGCUGAUGAGACUUCUGAUUUAUGGCUCACUGCACAGAAAGUUGGUAAGCAGCUUGAGAGCUACCACAAGGCUUCAUCACUUACUCUGGCAAUCCAAGAUGGACCCCAAGCAGGACAGACGGUACCCCAUGUUCAUAUUCAUCUUAUCCCUCGAAAAAGUGGUGAUUUUGAGAAGAAUGAUGAGAUAUAUGAUGCAAUGGAUGAGAAGGAGAAGGAAUUGAAACAAAAGCUUGACUUAGACAAGGAGAGGAAAGACAGAACCCUUGAAGAGAUGAGUCAAGAGGCAGAUGAAUACAGAAAGCUUUUCGUAUAACGGUUGGCUUGCUGUAGAAAAUGAAUAUUGUGUGCAUCAUGUCCAGAUUUUCUGUGUGCGGACAAUAGUAAUGCACUUCCUUGGGGUCACCGAAAAUUUUAUGCAGCUGAUUUAGAUUAUAGAGGUUUGAGUUGGGCUGAACCAUACAAGUCACAAAUUCUAGUCUUCUGGAGAACUUAUUAUUUACUGUAACAUGUAGCAUGGAACUAAAGUUUCAACCAAUGGUGACGAUUUGGUUCUUAUUCAAAUAAUAGCAUUUGGUCCCUCUUUUUAUUUUA
Vigna radiata var. radiata (mung bean) is the source of this 890-nucleotide messenger RNA. Its product is annotated as bifunctional bis(5'-adenosyl)-triphosphatase/adenylylsulfatase FHIT. The transcript has 5 exons. The coding region runs from base 31 to 612 and encodes 193 amino acids. Lineage: Eukaryota; Viridiplantae; Streptophyta; Magnoliopsida; Fabales; Fabaceae. The record is from RefSeq and is a predicted model, not a curated record. Gene Ontology annotation, molecular function: catalytic activity.